AAAGAAUGCGAAAUUUAUAUUCUCUUUCCAAUGAUCGAUCGAGUAUUGGUUAACCGACCGAAACUAUCUGUUUUGACGCUCACAAACAAUAUUCGGCCUUAGGAGACAUUUUUUUUGAAACCUUACUUUAUUUCAUUAUUGAAAAGAUCAUUUUGAAGAGCAAGUUUGCAGAUUUUUUUUUCGUUUGUGUUUUUUUUUUUUUUGCAUACCAAAGGAUUAGUUUCCUGUUCUAGAAACAGUUAUGUAAAAAUUGUAACACUACAGAUCCCGUAGUACCGCCCCUAGUACCGCUGUUGUUUUCCGUAUGGUAACCACCUUUGAAUCAUUCGCGUUUUGCCUUACUUCACAGUUGUAUAUUACGUUUAGAACGGAUGAUGGCAAAGAAACGACAGUAAAAGAUUACUUUGCGGCAAAGGGCUGCUUGCUGCAAUAUCCGUCAUUGAAUUGCAUUACAACACGUACAAAAAAACGCGAAAUAUCGCUACCAAUGGAGUUCUGCUCUGUAACCGAAAAUCAAGUCCUAAACCGUAAGGAUGGCAGUAUACAAGUCACAAAAAUGAUCAAGUAUGCUGCCACAUCUACAGACGAGCGGAAAAAUAAAAUAAUUAACUUAUUGGCGCAUUUUUGUCAUAGCCAAAGUCCAUUCGGGCUUUCGGCGUUCAGUUGGGUAGUAAUUUUAUAAAAAAACAUUUCCGUCUUUUGUCACCGCCGGAUUUAGAGUACUGCGGCGGCAAAAUCGUGCGUCCAUGUGAAGGCGCCUGGCAAGUGACAAAUGCAAAGUUCUUAGAGACUGUCAACGCCCAACCAAGUCACAAGUGGGCAAUAAUUUACGAGACCAAAGGUAGAGCAUCGAUUAAUGUGCACGUAGUAAUGGAAUUCAAAAAGACUGUAACUAUGAAUGAAUUUUCUAUCAUCAAUGUGAAGUAACGGAUUUUCACUAUAU
Molecule: messenger RNA, 943 nt
Organism: Glossina fuscipes
Lineage: Eukaryota; Metazoa; Arthropoda; Insecta; Diptera; Glossinidae
Product: protein argonaute-2-like
Exons: 2
Coding region: 305-682 (125 amino acids)
Molecular function (GO): protein binding; RNA binding
Source: RefSeq, a predicted model, not a curated record